AGCUCGUAGUCGUAGACUUCCAGACCACAGGACAGGAUGCCCUUUCCGGUUCUGGGGCCUCCUCGACCAGGAGGCACAAGAGCGCCGCCACCCCGGCCGGCGUGGAACACCAACCGUAACCUCGUGGUGACCCACCCGCUGCUCUCGCUCCUCGAGUCAUGUCCCUCCUUCCCCCGUCUCCUCCAGCUCCACGCGCUCCUCACCGUCUCCGGCCUCGCCGCUCACCGUUUCCCCGCGUCUCGCCUACUCGCCUUCUGCGCCCUCUCCACGCCUCCCCGCGUCGACCACGCCGCCGCGAUACUUGCCCGCGCCGCCCCCGGUCCCAACGCCUACAUGCUCGCCACCAUGAUGCGAGCCUUCCUCCGCGCGCACCUCCCGCGUCGCGCCUUCGCGCUCUUCCGCCGCGUCAUCAGCGACAGCCUCCCCGCCGACGCGCGCACGCUCGUCUUCGCACUCAAGGCAGCCGCGGCCGCCUCUGAGAACGGCUCCCCAUCCGCUGGCGAGGGUGUUCACUGCCUGGCCCUCAAGUGGGGGUUCACUGGCCAGAGCAUGCUGGUGGGGAACGCGCUGGUGCACUUCUACGCUAACCGCAAGUCCUCAUUGGCAAAUGCGCACAAGCUGUUCGAUGAGAUGCCUGAGAGGGACGUCGUCUCUUGGACGACGCUGCUGGAUGGAUACGCGCGUGGAGAGUUGGCUGACGAGGCAUGGCUAGUGUUUUGCAGGAUGGUGGCGGCAGGGGGGCUGCAGCCCAACGAGGUGACGCUGGUUCCUGUGGUGUCAGCGAUUGGGCAGAUGGGGUUGCUGCCGCUGGGGAGGAGGGUGCAUCAGUAUGUCGCAGAGGGCGGUGUACGCGUCAGUGUUAAUUUGGCGAAUGCACUGAUUGAUAUGUUCGGAAAAUUUUGGUGUGUGGCCUCUGCCAGGGAGGUUUUCGAUAGCAUGGCAGUCAAGGAUGUGUACUCCUGGACGACCAUGGUUAACGUCUAUGGCAAGUGUGGUGACCUGGAAACCGCAGCUCUGCUGUUUGAGGAUAUGCCUAAGAGGAAUGCAGUUUCUUGGAGUUGCAUGGUUGCAGCUUACUCACAGGCAAAUCAGCCCGAGGAAGCAAUUAGGCUUUUUAAACAGAUGGUUGAACAAGGUAUCGAGCCGAUCAAUGCUACCCUUGUGAGUGUGCUUUCAGCAUGUGCUCAGUUGGGUUGCCUGGACCUUGGAAGGUGGAUAUAUGAUACCUACAUUAUUACUGGUAAGGCUGUGCUUACUGUGAAUUUAGGUAAUGCAUUAAUUGAUAUGUAUGCAAAAUGUGGAGAUUUGCAUGCAGCAUCAAAAUUGUUUACUGAGAUGGCAGAGAGAAAUGUGGUGAGUUGGAAUUCGAUGGUCAUGGCCCAUGCCAUGCAUGGUCAGUCUGAGCAAGUCCUCUGUCUCUUCAAGCAGUUGAAGGGAACAUAUAUUGUGCCUGACGAGAUUACAUUCCUUGGGUUACUUUCUGCAUGCAGUCAUAGUGGGUUAGUUUCAGAAGGGCGGCGAUAUUUUGAAGAAAUGAAACUGGCCUACGGGAUUGUACCCAAAGCAGAACAUUAUGCAUGCAUAAUUGAUCUUUUGGGUAAAUCUGGGCUUCUUGAAGAGGCAUUUGAAGUUGCACAGGGUAUGCCAUUGGAAGCUGGUGAGGCCGGUUGGGGUGCUCUUUUGCAUGCAUGCACAAUGCAUGGCAAUUUAGAGAUUGGUGAAUGCGCUGCUGGUAAGCUAGUAAAACUCGAUCCUUCGGACAGUGGAAUCUAUGUACUUAUGUGUCAAAUAUAUGCAAGUAAAAACAAAUGGGAUCAGGUGAAGAUGUUGAGGAUGUUGAUGAGAGAUAGAGGGGUAAAGAAGAACCCUGGCUGUAGCUCUAUUGAGGUGGAUGGAAAAUUUCACGAGUUCUUGGUGGCAGAUGUUUCACAUGUUCAUUCAGAAGAUAUAUAUGCAGCAUUGAAGAACAUUUAUAUCCAUUUAGAAUUGGAAGGUUAUGUUCCUCUUACUUAACAGGAGUGUGGCAGUUCUUCGUUCCUUGUUCAUGUACCUCACUGUAGAAAGAAAACGAAAACUUAACAACUGACAGCAUUUUAUAUAUUCAAAUCUCAGCUUCCAGCUGUACAUUUUUUCUCAA
Molecule: messenger RNA, 2137 nt
Organism: Lolium perenne
Lineage: Eukaryota; Viridiplantae; Streptophyta; Magnoliopsida; Poales; Poaceae
Product: pentatricopeptide repeat-containing protein At2g22410, mitochondrial-like
Biological process (GO): RNA modification
Molecular function (GO): RNA binding; protein binding
Source: RefSeq, a predicted model, not a curated record